Amoebophrya sp. A120 is the source of this 641-nucleotide messenger RNA. NCBI's taxonomy places the organism in Eukaryota, Dinophyceae, Syndiniales, Amoebophryaceae. The record is from the annotation of a GenBank genome assembly.
AUGAAACUUGAGUUUCGAGUUUCACAUUUCCGAGGACCGAAUAAAGGGAGUUCCGAAGCACAAGCAGCUAUCAUGGCUGGUUCGCUGCCAGCUAUUACGUGUUACACUAGCUGUAGGCUUGUAGUUUCUCUACGGAGUUUAUUUAUGCUCGCGCCAAGAUAUGGGAUUAAGUUUUCAAGAUUGUAUCACAUAAAAAUAUGGUCAAAAAUCGCCCGUGGAGCUUGCUAGGAAAUUCACUUAUCAGUUGUAGACCUGACGUUAUUUGCAGUUCUUUGUCGCAAAUCUUGUUGUUCUGCUUUUUUUAAUUCGUAAUCGUCUCGAGAAAACCGAAAAAGUAGAAGUUAGGUUUUUUUCAGACCAUGGCUGUUUGUAAAUGUAAAUCUAAAUCUAUAUCUAAAUCAUGGCGAGUGGCUUCUCUGAAUUCUUGCACAGUUUUUCGUCGCGUAUUGUCUUCGAUUUUAGAAGUCCAGUACCAAAAAAUGUACCUGACUAGAGAACAUUACCACUGCGUCACUUUUGGUUCGUAGUCCAAUGCACCUGUACAUGAAGAAGAUGAAUUUACCACGGUCUUUUUCAAAAAGGAAUAAUGUGAACCACAAGAAACUGCUUCGGUUAAAACGUUUUUGAGACCCACAUGACAU